Oncorhynchus mykiss (rainbow trout) is the source of this 1993-nucleotide messenger RNA. The record is from RefSeq and is a predicted model, not a curated record. NCBI's taxonomy places the organism in Eukaryota, Metazoa, Chordata, Actinopteri, Salmoniformes, Salmonidae.
ACUCAGCUCAACAGUCUCCAGUCUACCAACUGGUCUCUGUGAUAACUAUUUCAAUCAGUCUGUCCUGACUCAGCUCAACAGUCUCCAGUCUACCAACUGGUCUCUGUAAUAACUAUUUCAAUCAGUCGGUCCUGACUCAGCUCAACAGUCUCCAGUCUACCAACUGGUCUCUGUAACUUCAUCUUUGUCUCUGUGGUGUACAGUCUUCAGGUGAUGAUGGGGUUAUUGAAUCAUUUCUCUACUCUCCUCCUCCUCUCUCUCCUUCCUCCUGUUCUCUCUCAUGUAGUGGAUAAGUUCAGUGAUGUUCCACAGUGCCAGAAGUUCUUCCUGGAGGGGACAACUCCAAAUCUCCCAGGUAUUUUGGUUUAUGGGACAGUCAAGGACCAGAACCGCUACAAGCCGAUCUGCCAGUUUUACCAGGACACCUACAGGUUUGCAACUCUCUACGACACGACCAACAAGAUCCCUGUGUUCUCAGCCUACACCUUCACUGGUCCUCCUACAGACCCCAGACCAAAAGAUCCCUGGAUGAUGGAGCCCCAGCUCGACGGGAUCGACCGCCCUGAAAUGCAGAGACAAGAUGGAGGCAGUUACGAACACCAGGCUGACCAAAACGACUAUAGAGACUCACAAAAUAAAGGGGUGAACAGAGGUCACCUCUUCCCAAAUUCACAUGCUCAUAACCUUGAUACUCAGAAGUCCACAUUUACCCUGACCAACAUCGUUCCCCAGGUGGUGUCCUUCAACGGGGGCAGCUGGAGAAAAAUGGAGGAACAUGUCAGAGAAAAGCUGAUGACGGACUGUAUUAAUAACAACAGGAAUAUAGAGGCCCAUGUGGUGACUGGAGCAGUUCCCAGCAGCAGCAACAAACUGAACAAAAAAGUGAACAUCCCAGAUCUCAUGUGGACAGCCUACUGCUGUUACAACAACAAGAAGAAAGAGUGGGUGGCCAAAGCACACUGGGGUGAGAACAAAGAGGAGGACAAGGAGAAAACAUUGAAACCAGAAACAUUGGGAGCACUCGAAGACAUGUUGAACAAACAUUACCAAGGUAAAGAUGGUCCUGUCAAGGUGUUCCCAGGAGAUUGUCCAAGAUAUACUUAACCUACCACUUCCUCCUAACCUAGUUGGAAGAAUUUAUUCCGUAGCGAGGAAUCUUUACAAUUCCAUGAGAAAUAGUUCUGGAAGGUUCUUUGGAUGAUCUGGGUACAGAUGCUCUCACCAUAUCAACAAACUAUCAUUACUGUUAGAGUAAUGAUUAUCAGGGUUAAAUUGGUAAUGAGGGUAUAUAAUGGUAAUGAGGGUUAAAUUGGUAAUGAGGGUUGUAAUGGUAAUGAGGGUUGUAAUGGUAAUGAGGGCUGUAUUGGUAAUGAGGGUUGUAAUGGUAGUGAGGAUUGUUAUGGUAGUGAGGGUUGUAAUGGUAAUGAGGGUUGUAAUGUAAUGAGGGUUGUAAUGGUAAUGAGGGUUGUAAUGGUAAGGAGGGUUGUAAUGGUAAUGAGGGUUGUAAUGGUAGUGAGAGUUGUAAUGGUAAUGAGGAUUGUAAUGGUUAGAUGUCAGCUUAUAUACACUUUCAAAUGUAAUAUUUUUCUCUUCUAUGUCUAUAUAUAUCUAUACUCUUCUCUCCCCUCUCUACCCAUCUCUUCUAUGUCUAUAUAUAUCUAUACUCUUCUCUCCCCUCUCUACCCAUCUCUUCUAUGUCUAUAUAUAUCUAUAGUCUAUGCUCUUCCCUCUCUGUCCAUCUCUUCUGUCUAUAUAGAUCUAUAGGUUAUAAUCUUCCCUCUCUGUCCAUCUCUUCUAUGUCUAUAUAUAUCUAUAGUCUAUACUCUACCAAAAAUAAAAAUAGAUACUAUUAUAUGUUCUGAAUGUAAUUCGAUCACUGUUACCAUGGAGAUACUAUUAUAUGUUCUGAAUGUAAUUCUAUCACUGUAUGUAUCCAUCUUCUUCCCAUCUGAAGGAAUAAACAUCUAUAAUGAAUGAAGCCUGUGAGAGUCUG